AUGGCGAAACUCAACAGCCCUAGCGGCCCCGGGUUGGCCAGCUUCAUGUACGGAGGCACCGGCACAUGGGACAAUGGCGGCGCAUCGCAAAGGGAUUGCCUCCAGAUUGCAAAGCUUCGCCGAAAGCUGUGCUAUCAUCUACCCGGAUCCAGCCCACCUGUUCCUGAGACAUGGUUGGAGAGUGCUAUUUUGGUGGCAGUCAGGGAGGGCUACCGUAUGUUCAACACCGUUCGAUCCAUCCUCGUCGCAGGAUACGAUCUCCUAUCUCUUAUCAUCGAUCUCAUCAGCAAUGUCUAA
Molecule: messenger RNA, 297 nt
Organism: Aspergillus thermomutatus
Lineage: Eukaryota; Fungi; Ascomycota; Eurotiomycetes; Eurotiales; Aspergillaceae
Exons: 2
Coding region: 1-297 (98 amino acids)
Source: RefSeq, a predicted model, not a curated record